UCCUGACCUUUCGGGAGAUCUGGAACCGUAGUUUCUGCCGGCCCCUGGAGCAGCUGGUGGACGUCAUCACCGAGUUCCCCAACGAGGUGGAGUACAUUUUCAGACCCUCCUGCGUCUCCCUGCAGCGCUGUGGAGGCUGCUGUGGGGGUGAGGGUCUCCGCUGUGUCCCUGUGGAAACAAGCACGGUCACUAUGCAGCUCCUGAAGAUAAAGCCAAACGGGGAGGCUCCCUACGUGGAGAUGGCGUUCACUGAGCACAAGCAGUGCGAGUGCAGGCCCCGGCAGGACCUCAUGAGGUUGGGAAGGAGAAGGCCUAAGGGCCGAGGUAAGAGAAGACAAGACAAGACGAGACGUAAAGGCUGUGAACU
This is a messenger RNA of Nestor notabilis (Kea), 367 nucleotides long. RefSeq names its product placental growth factor (gene PGF). Gene Ontology annotation, molecular function: chemoattractant activity; growth factor activity; vascular endothelial growth factor receptor binding. The annotation marks the transcript as partial. Gene Ontology annotation, cellular component: membrane. NCBI's taxonomy places the organism in Eukaryota, Metazoa, Chordata, Aves, Psittaciformes, Psittacidae. Gene Ontology annotation, biological process: positive regulation of protein phosphorylation; vascular endothelial growth factor receptor signaling pathway; positive regulation of mast cell chemotaxis. The record is from RefSeq and is a predicted model, not a curated record. The transcript has 4 exons.